This is a messenger RNA of Striga asiatica, 2608 nucleotides long. The record is from the annotation of a GenBank genome assembly. NCBI's taxonomy places the organism in Eukaryota, Viridiplantae, Streptophyta, Magnoliopsida, Lamiales, Orobanchaceae.
CAAAAAUCGGAACUUUCAAACUGUAAUUGAUUACAUUUUAGCCUCAAAUGAUGAUUUAAUCAUUUGUAUGUGCAAAAGAUUCUUGCUUUGAGGAGGAUGCUUCUGAAAAGGCCAUUUCUUUAUUGGGUGGUUGCGGUUUGUUGUUUGGGUUUUUUAAGAUUAUCUGAAUCGCAGGUGCCUCAAGCAGAAGUUGAUGCCCUUCAACAGAUAGCCACUAAAAUGGGUGCAACAAUUUGGGUAUUUAAUGCCGAAUUAUGCGAACUCGAGAGAGUUGGGGUCUCGAUUUCACCUCCAAGUGGCAACGAGGGCUAUGUCGAUUGCAACUGCAAUUUCGAGAAUAACAGCAUUUGCCAUGUCACAAAAAUUGUGAUAAAAAGUUAUAAUCUUCCUGGAAUACUUCCGCCUGAUAUUACGAGGCUACCAUAUCUCGAAUAUAUUGAUUUCGCUUACAAUCUUCUCAGUGGUACAAUACCGGUAGAAUGGGCUUCGACACAGUUACAGUUUNGUUUUGAUUUUAGGAACCUCGAGGCCAAUCGAUUUUCGGGUGCAAUUCCUCCUGAAAUUGGGAGUUUGACGAAUUUAAAAACUCUUCGAAUAAACGACAACAAGUUAAGUGGACGAAUACCCGAGUUUAUUCAGAACUGGACACAGCUUGUGAAAUUAGAAAUGCUCGCAAGUGGACUUGAGGGCCCUAUCCCUUCAAAUAUAUCUCUUCUGAAUAUGUUACAGGACUUGAGAAUUAGUGAGCUUAAAAGGCAGUCUCAAGAUUUUCCUUUGCUAAGGAGCACUACAGGCCUAGUAACAUUGAUAUUGAGAAACUGUAACAUUACUGGAGGAAUCCCUGAGUAUGUAUGGAGGCUGAGAGUUCUGCAGAUGUUGGAUGUCAGUUUCAAUAAGUUAACUGGCCAGAUUCCAGAUCACAUUGCAAGAAAUUUGAAACUUGAGAGACUAGUCUGGAAAGAUUUUAACAUUGAAAACGAGACUCGUGGGGCUCGAAAACCCGUGGUUCGAUAUUUUAAUGUAACUGUGGUAGAUGGUACGUUGGAGAUCAGGUUUUACUGGGCUGGUAAAGGGACUACACGAAUUCCAAACAGGGGAGAUUAUGGUUCACUUGUGUCAGCUAUAUCAGUUAACCCAAAUUUUAAAGUUUGUUCUCAUGGUAACGAGAAAAACUUGACUGCAUACAUAGUAGCUGGAGUUUUGUCGGUAUGUGUUGUUUUCACUAUAUUGGGUGUACUUUGGUGGAAAUUUUUCUUCAGAAACAGAAAAAAACUUGGGAAAGAAUUUGAAGGACUCGAAUUGCAAACAGUUGCUUUUACUCUGAAACAAAUUCGAGCUGCCACGAACAAUUUUGACGAGACAAACAAGAUUGGCGAAGGUGGUUUUGGUCCUGUGUACAAGGGUCUUCUGCCAGAUGGCACUAUAAUAGCCGUAAAACAGCUCUCGUCAAGAUCAAGGCAAGGUAACCGUGAGUUCCUAAACGAGAUUGGGAUGAUUUCUUGUUUGCAACACCCAAAUCUAGUGAAGCUGUACGGAUGUUGUAUCGAGGGAGAUCAAUUGCUAGUAGUGUACGAAUACAUGGAAAACAAUAGCCUCGCAAAUGCUUUGUUUGAUUCUUCUAAAGGAAGCCAUAUGAUGUUAGACUGGCAAACGAGGUUCCGGAUAUGCAUUGGGAUUGCGAAAGGAUUAGCUUUUCUUCACGAGGAAUCGAGACUGAAAAUUGUUCACCGUGACAUUAAAGCUACAAAUGUACUCUUGGAUAAAGACCUUAAUCCUAAGAUAUCGGAUUUCGGAUUGGCUAGGCUUAAUGAAGAUGAGAAGACGCAUAUUAGCACGAAAAUUGCCGGAACAAUUGGAUAUAUGGCUCCUGAAUAUGCACUGUGGGGUUAUUUGACCGACAAAGCAGAUGUUUAUAGCUUUGGAGUUGUGAUUCUUGAAAUCGUCAGUGGCAAAAGCAACAAUAACUACAUGCCGAGUCGAAAUUUUGCUGGUCACUUGCAAGAAAGUAAAAAAAUCGACGAGCUCAUAGACGAGAAGCUGGGCCUUAGCAUCAACCGAGACGAAAUAGAAAGAGUGGUGAAAACGGCACUUUUGUGCACAAACGCGACUCCAUCCGUAAGGCCCAUGAUGUCCGAGGUUGUCCUAAUGCUCGAAGGGAAAAUGGAGGUUCCAAAUGUGGUCCUGGACGGGAGCACGUACACCAACGACGUGAGAUUCAAGGCCAUGAAGGAUUUCAACCAAGAAAACCGAAACCGAAGCCCAACUUGGAGCCAAAAAUCGACACCUGUACGCACGGAUGCAGCUUAUUCUUCUUCGUCGACCUCUGGGUUUAACGAAGUUAGUAGAGAUACAAUAUCUUAUUGAUGAGCUUUUUUAUUUAUAUUUAUAUUUAUUUAUUUUUGCACAUUUUUUUGUAAAUUUUGUAUAGUUAGAGGUACAUAAGGUUUAUUAUCAUCACUUAAAAAUGUGAAGAUGGUAUUUGAAAAGAUGUAUAUUUAGGAAACUUUUGUGAGGGGUUUUUAUAUGUUAAUUGUUAAGCCAUGUUGUUAUUCUCCACUCUGUAUUGAAGGGGAUUAUGUAAUAGCUGGUUUGUGUCAUUGUGUGUUGA